Messenger RNA from Didymodactylos carnosus, 396 nucleotides. NCBI's taxonomy places the organism in Eukaryota, Metazoa, Rotifera, Eurotatoria, Philodinida, Philodinidae. The record is from the annotation of a GenBank genome assembly.
AUGGCAAGUCGAGCGAUAAAAGCAGCUGAUCAACUACGAGCUCAAUGGUAUUGGAAAUCGAGUUUUGAUCCAUCGUCAACAAAUGAAAAAGAAGAAUGGACAAAAUAUUCUGAUAUCGAAUCAGCAAUUAUCGAAGAAGCAUUUAAUGGAAACAAUAAAACAAAACUAAUUGAACUGGAUAACUAUUCGAUUAACUUAAACGAUUCCAUUCAAAUCAGCCAAUCGGAUCCAAAUAACCAACAGCAAAUAAAACGAGUUCUAAUUAGUAGACAUGAAAAUCAAGCAGCUGCAUCCACAAUGAUUCAGUUGAUGGCGACCGCGUCGUCGUCAGAAAACCAUUAUUAUGACGGAAGUAAAAUGUCACCUGGCGCAAUUGAACAUCUAGAAGAUCCAUGA